This is a messenger RNA of Vicia villosa (hairy vetch), 1855 nucleotides long. RefSeq names its product DUF21 domain-containing protein At4g14240-like. The record is from RefSeq and is a predicted model, not a curated record. Lineage: Eukaryota; Viridiplantae; Streptophyta; Magnoliopsida; Fabales; Fabaceae. Gene Ontology annotation, cellular component: intracellular membrane-bounded organelle. Gene Ontology annotation, biological process: magnesium ion homeostasis. The transcript has 13 exons. The coding region runs from base 138 to 1592 and encodes 484 amino acids.
AAUCCACGCAUGGAAACGAAAGCUCCUUUACUCCGCCACGUGUCCAAGAAGUUGAUGAUGCAUGAGUUGCAGUGAAAGAAAGCCUAAAAGACGAUGAAGAAAUAGUGAAGACAUAGAAGAGGAAGAGAACGAUAACAAUGAAUGCGGUGAAGGCGUUAAUGAUAACUCGGUUACUAACUCGUAACCAACUCGCUAACCAUGAAGAAAUACCCUACGGAUCAAUGUGGUGGUUCAUCUACGCCGGAGUCUCGUGUUGCCUUGUCAUCUUCGCCGGAAUCAUGUCAGGUCUAACCCUAGGGCUCAUGUCAUUAGGACUCGUUGAUCUUGAGAUUCUUCAGCAGAGUGGUACUCCGUCAGAGAAAAAGCAAGCAGCGGUUAUUUUUCCUGUGGUUCAAAAACAACACCGGCUUCUGGUGACUUUGCUUCUGUGUAACGCUGCUGCUAUGGAGUUGUUGGCUUUUAAAACUUUCAAUUUGCAGGCACUUCCUAUAUACCUAGACAAGCUGUUCAAUCCGUAUUUAGCUAUCAUUCUCUCGGUGACUUUCGUUCUGUUUUUUGGGGAGGUUAUUCCUCAAGCAAUUUGUAGUAGAUACGGUCUUGCUGUGGGUGCCAACUUUGCAUGGCUUGUACGAAUUUUAAUGAUAAUCUGUUAUCCAGUUGCUUAUCCUAUUGGAAAGGUUCUAGAUUGGUUAUUAGGUCACAAUGAAGCGUUAUUUAGGCGAGCACAGUUAAAAGCUCUUGUCUCCAUCCACAGUAAGGAGGCUGGUAAAGGUGGCGAGCUUACGCAUGAUGAGACAACAAUUAUCAGUGGAGCUCUAGAUUUGACUGAAAAGACUGCUGAAGAGGCUAUGACUCCUAUUGAAUCAACCUUUUCUUUGGAUGUUAAUUCAAAAUUGGACUGGGAGGCAAUGGGAAAAAUUCUUGCCCGUGGGCAUAGCCGAGUUCCUGUUUAUUCUGGAAAUUCGAAAAACAUUAUUGGGCUUCUACUGGUUAAAAGUCUUCUCACUGUUCGACCAGAAACCGAUACCCCUGUCAACGCUGUCUCCAUCCGGAGAAUCCCACGAGUUCCAGCAGAUAUGCCUCUCUAUGAUAUACUGAAUGAGUUCCAAAAAGGAAGCAGUCAUAUGGCUGCUGUUGUCAAGGCUAGGGGAAAAGGAAAACUGCCUCCACAAAUGACUGAUGGGGAGAAAUAUGAAGAAAAAAAAAGGUUUGGUGCCGAUUCACAGUUGACUACGCCGUUACUACAGAAGCAGUAUGAGACGACUGAAAGUAUUGUUGUUGAUAUUGACAAGCCUCCAAGACCUCCCAAGAUUAACAAGUUAUCUGCUUUACAACGUAAUGAUGCCGCAUCAAAUAGUCCCCCCACCGAAAAUAUUGAAGACGUUGAAGUGGUUGGAAUUAUCACUUUAGAAGAUGUAUUUGAAGAACUUCUGCAAGAGGAGAUUGUGGAUGAGACAGAUGAGUAUGUCGAUGUUCAUAAGAGAAUACGUGUUGCUGCAGCAGCUUCCUCAGGUUCCCGGGCUUCAUCAUUUCGAAGGUUGGCUGGGCAAAAGGGAGCAGGAGGCCAAAAUAAGCCAGGGACUCCUAAGUAAUCCGCAGAGGAAGAUGGACUGAACAUUACAAGGUUACAAUAAUUUUGUCAACCUAAUCGGAAUAGUUGAGAUUGUCAUAAUGAGGCCAUUAUAUUUUACUUUAGUAUUAGAUAUUUCUAACAAAAGUGAUAAAGGUCACAUCUCUUUCAUACACAUACAUGUCAUGAGUUGUGUAUCAAAUAUCACCUUAGAAUGUGUAAAUUCCAUGUUGAAGAAGGAACAGACGUGUAUUGUAGUAUUAUAGUGCAAGCUUAGUGAGCUAA